ACAAAUAUUUCAAUUGGCAAUGGUUCUUCUUCUCCACGAUGUCACAACAGAAAGAAUACGCAUAAAUUGAAUUCAACGGCUCAAAUGUCUGAGGAUUCAUCAAGAGUGUGAAAAUAUAAACUGAUCAUGCAUAGCAUAACUGUCAGCAGUUCACGGGUUCCUUGAGUUGAUUGGUUGUCUUACAAUAGCACUGUGCGUAUAUGAACUUUUUGGUGAGUUGGGUCUUUCUUGCAUGUAUCCAUGAAAUCAGGCCAUCAACAAGGUGGAGUCGACACUACUCACACUAAGAUUUUAAUAACAUCAUUGUCGGCAAUGGUGGCCGAGUCCACAACUUUCCCCAUAGACCUGAUCAAGACUAGGCUCCAACUCCAUGGUGAGUCAAUUUCCUCAAGUCGUUCAACUGGUGCAUUUCGAAUAGGUUUAGACAUUAUUCACAAACAAGGUCCUCUUGGGCUUUAUAAAGGCUUGUCUCCAGCAAUUUUUAGACACCUAUUUUACACACCUAUUCGAAUUGUUGGGUAUGAGCACAUGAGGAGUGUGGCCUCUGCCAACAAUGGGUCGCUCUCUAUAAUUGGCAAGGCUUUUGUUGGUGGAAUCUCUGGUAGUAUGGCUCAGGUUAUAGCAAGCCCGGCUGAUCUUAUCAAGGUGAGGAUGCAAGCUGAUAGUCAAAUGAUGAGCCAGGGUCUUCAACCUCGGUAUUCGGGGCCAUUUGAUGCUUUGAACAAAAUUGUUCAAGCUGAAGGAUUUCAAGGACUGUGGAAAGGUGUUUUUCCAAAUAUCCAAAGAGCCUUCUUAGUGAACAUGGGGGAAUUAGCUGUUUAUGAUCAUGCUAAGCAAUUUGUUAUUAAAAGUAGGAUAGCCGAGGAUAAUGUUUAUGCUCACACAUUAGCUUCCAUCAUGUCAGGUCUUGCGGCAACUUCUUUAAGUUGUCCAGCCGACGUUGUCAAGACUAGAAUGAUGAAUCAGGCAGCCAAAAAGGAAGGGAAUGUCUUAUAUAGUAGCUCCUAUGAUUGCUUGGUAAAGACAGUUAAAGUUGAAGGAUUAAGAGCACUCUGGAAAGGUUUCUUCCCCACAUGGGCAAGGCUUGGUCCAUGGCAAUUUGUGUUCUGGGUUUCCUAUGAAAAGUUUAGAAAAUUUGCUGGGCUCUCUUCUUUCUAAGAUAAUAUUUUGAUUUAUGCUGUUGAACAUUCAUUCAAGAUAAAUUCACAAUUCACAGUCUUAAGACUGAGUGUACACACCCAAAUUUCUUUAUGUUGUUUGUACCAUUAUUAUUUGAAACCAUUUAUGUGCUGUUACAUUGUCUCCAAGUGCUACUACUUUUUUUUUCCAA
This is a messenger RNA of Cicer arietinum (chickpea), 1330 nucleotides long. Its product is annotated as mitochondrial uncoupling protein 3. Gene Ontology annotation, biological process: transmembrane transport. The record is from RefSeq and is a predicted model, not a curated record. NCBI's taxonomy places the organism in Eukaryota, Viridiplantae, Streptophyta, Magnoliopsida, Fabales, Fabaceae.